AUGGGCGACGCAACCAGGCCAUUCAGGCCCAUUGCUCCCCGGACCUUGACUCCAGGCGGCGGAGUCGAAAUCGGACAACUACCGCCCAAUGGAGGUUCCUCGAAUGAAGAAGGUCAAAAGAAAAGGGCUUCAACGGCAUGCAAAGAAUGCCAGAAACGGCGAACAAGGGCACAUGACCGGGAAUGCGUAUUCGACGAAUUAUCCGACAGGCGUCGCAAAGCCUCUGCGAGGAGAACCCAGGAGGAACUCACACGAUCCCAGCAGGAGCUCGCCGGCCUACGCGAUUUUUUGGAUCAGUUGUUGGGCGCAUUGGGCAGCAAUGAUAGUGAUGUCGUACGGCAUCUCAUCGACACCAUCCGUUCCGGGGCAUCACACGAGGAAAUCCGCCGCGCCGUCCUCCUCAUUCAUACUCAAUCCUCCGCAACCCAUCCACACGGCAUGGACCCGAACAUGAUAAAUAAUCACAUGAACAACUUCUUUGACUCUCAUUGA
This is a messenger RNA of Penicillium odoratum, 492 nucleotides long. RefSeq lists its product as uncharacterized. The record is from RefSeq and is a predicted model, not a curated record. NCBI's taxonomy places the organism in Eukaryota, Fungi, Ascomycota, Eurotiomycetes, Eurotiales, Aspergillaceae. The transcript is spliced from 2 exons. The coding region runs from base 1 to 492 and encodes 163 amino acids.